AUUGUAAAUAGCUUGUAAAAUUACACCUUUCUCAGGUGAAAAAGCCCAGAAGGGCUAGAAGAGCGUUAGUUAGCAUCACCUCGUUGGGUGAAGAAGAGAAGGUGAGAGAGAUGGCGAAUCAGGGUGCCAAGAAACGCAAGGAAGAGAACGCUCGUCACAUGUCUAGGCUCCGUUAUAUCAUCAUCGCUUGCAACGUUAUUUAUGUAUUAGUAAGGAUGUUGAUCUUCCAUUCAACGUUCACCUGGAAGCACUGGAUUGGCCUGAUUGUGACUUCUCUAGCAUAUCUUUUUCCCUAUCAACAACUUGCUAAGAUGGCAACCCCUAGUUACGCCGAAGAUGGUGAACUUUUAGAUGGUGGGUUUGAUAUGACUACAGGUGGAGUUUGUGGCUAUUUACAUGAUGUUAUCUACAUAACAUGCUUUGUGCAAGUCAUGUCCAUCAUCUCUGGAAAAUUCUGGUACAUAUAUCUUGUGAUACCAGCUUUUGGAGCUUACCAAUCCUUUGGCUUUAUUAAAGGAUUUUUGCCACAAGGUUCAGAGGAAUCACCUGAAGAUGAAAAGACCCGCAGGAAGAGGGAAAAGAUGGAGAAGAAGGCAUCCAGACCUAAGUUUGCUAAGACAAGAACUAGAUAGGUUGUUGAAGUGUACACCCAUUUAGAUAAUAUAACCCAAAUUAUCAAGAUUCAUAGAGGUUGUCCUGUAACUUAAUUACGAAUACCAGUUGCAUUUUGGUCUUAGUUUUGUUGUCAUGUAUAACAAAUUAAUUUCCUUUUUUAUGUCCCACCAUUUACGAAAAGAGACAGGGAAACAAGAACAUCUAUGCUUUUUGAAAAGUUUUUG
Messenger RNA from Gastrolobium bilobum, 839 nucleotides. RefSeq lists its product as uncharacterized. The coding region runs from base 111 to 632 and encodes 173 amino acids. Gene Ontology annotation, biological process: vacuolar protein processing. The transcript has 5 exons. Gene Ontology annotation, cellular component: intracellular membrane-bounded organelle. The record is from RefSeq and is a predicted model, not a curated record. NCBI's taxonomy places the organism in Eukaryota, Viridiplantae, Streptophyta, Magnoliopsida, Fabales, Fabaceae.